Molecule: messenger RNA, 3558 nt
Organism: Closterium sp. NIES-65
Lineage: Eukaryota; Viridiplantae; Streptophyta; Zygnematophyceae; Desmidiales; Closteriaceae
Source: the annotation of a GenBank genome assembly
AUGGUCGCCGGGAUCGACGGUGGAUUUGGCGGCCACUCGGCCGAUAAGCAACAACCCGCGAGGCCAAUCACUGUCGCGUCGGCGGCGGCUGCAGGAGAUGGCGGCGCCGCAGCUUCCUCGCAAGUGAAGGAGGUUCCAGCUGGCGCCGCAAUUUCCGGCGCGAAAACCGGGGUAGCAGCCGUGGCGGGGAGAGGAAACGUGGGAGUGCGGCGAUUGGAGGAACUUGAGUGGGAGAGCACGUUUGUUGACAAGCUUCCUGGGGAUCCAGUCGAAGAAAACCACGUUCGCAACGCGUGCUACUCGCGAGUGCGACCUUCGCUAAAGCUCAAGGACCCGCAGGUCGUCGCCGCUUCGGAGUCUGUGGCUCACCUCAUUGGCCUCGAUCCGAAUGACAAGCCCUACGCGCAGUGCUACGGGGGACACCAGUUUGGGUCAUGGGCGCGACAACUGGGGGAUGACCGCGCCAUCACUCACCCCAUUUCCCCCCCCCCCUCUCCCCCUUUUCCUUCCCCCGGCAGCAAGCCCUACGCGCAGUGCUACGGGGGGCACCAGUUUGGGUCAUGGGCGGGGCAGCUGGGGGAUGGGCGCGCCAUCACACUAGGGGAAGUGGUGCUGGGGGGGGAAGGCGCGCAGGGGGAGGGCGCGCAGGGGAAGGGGUGGAGGGAGCGGUGGGAGUUGCAGCUGAAGGGGGUGGGGAAGACGCCGUACAGUAGGCACGCGGAUGGGCGCGCUGUGCUGCGCAGUUCCAUUAGAGAGUACCUCUGUAGCGAGGCCAUGGCCGCCCUGGGUGUGCCUACAACGAGGGCGCUCUCUGUUGUCACCACUGGGGAGAAGGUGCUGCGAGACAUGUUCUACAAUGGCAACGCCAAGUUCGAGCCCGGAGCUGCUGUGUGCCGCGUGGCGCCUUCCUUCAUCAGGUUCGGCUCGUUCCAGCUCCAUGCCUCCCGGGGAGGUUUGGACAAGGAGAUGGUUCGGGUGCUGGCGGACUACACCAUUCUGCACCACUUCCCGCACCUGGCCGACCUCCCCGAGCCUCCAGUGCAGGUCCGGGAGCCAGGCCCGGAGGAGGACGAGGAGGUUGGGGAUCCCGAUGCUGUGGAUGUGACGACAAACAAGUAUGCAGCAUGGUUUGCUGAGGUAGCAAAGCGAACAGGAGAGCUGGUGGCGGGGUGGCAAGCAGUGGGGUUCACACACGGCGUGCUCAACACGGACAACAUGAGCAUUCUCGGCCUCACAAUCGACUACGGACCCUUCGGGUUCCUCGACUCCUUCGACCCUGAUUUCACCCCCAACACGUCGGACAUGCCUGGGAGGAGAUACUGCUUCCGGCAGCAGCCUGAUAUUGGGCUGUGGAACGUGGUGCAGCUGGCCAAUACACUUGUGACAGGUGGCAUCAUCGGAGUGGCCGAGGCACAGCACGGGGUGUCCAGGAGAUAUUGUUUCCGGCAGCAGCCGGACAUUGGGCUGUGGAACGUGGUGCAGCUGGCCAAUACGCUCGUGACAGGUGGCAUCAUCGGAGUGGCCGAGGCACAGCACGGGGUGUCGAGAUAUGCCGAGUCCUUCCUCUCAGCCUACCAGCAGCGCAUGGCAGCCAAGCUGGGUCUGCCCGCAUACGACAAGGACCUCACUCAAUCAUUGCUGCAGCUCAUGGCCAAGCAUGGGGCUGAUUUCACCAACACCUUCCGCAAUCUCGCCCGCGUGCCCGCUGAACGAGAAGCUUCAAACGCUGACCUGCUAGCGCCAAUGAGGGGGGCGCUGGGGUUGCAGGAAGGGGCAGGGAAGGAGGGGGAGAAAGAGAAGGAAUGGGUGGACUGGCUCCGGCUUUAUACUGCUAAGCUACGGGCUGAAAAGGUUUCAGAUGCUGCCCGGCGAGCAGCUAUGGAUGCAGUCAACCCAGCUUACAUCCUCCGCAACUACCAAUGCCAGCUGGCGAUCGAGGCAGCUGAACAUGGAGAUUUCAGCGUUACACAGCGGUUACAGGAAGUGUUGCAGAAUCCUUAUAAGGAGCAAGCAGGGGCUGAGGAAUUUGCCCAGCCCCCUCCUGAGUGGGCACUCAAGCCUGGGCGCGUCAAGCCAGUCCGCUCUAAUCGCAUUCCUCUCCACGUCCUCGUCCUCGUGAUUUGCGUCGCUCUCUUCCCCGCAAUCUCCGCCGCCGAUUCUGACGCAGUUCCCGUCGCUUCUCUAGUCCGCGGUCCGCAUCGCGACGUGUCCAGGCGCCGCGAGGAAAGCGACAGGCAGCUUCUGCGAAGCUUCGAGGAGCUGUCGGCAGGGACGAUGGCGGCGAGCGGGCGGAACGCGGAGGACAUGCUUCGCGACGCGAUUGAGACGGCAAACUCGCAGCGCAAGACCAUCACCGUCCACCUCACGUCCGACGUCUUAUUAACUAAGCCGCUACCUUCUCUCGGAUUCAACGCGGGAGUGGCGGUCAAGGGCAGCUGCGCGGGUUCCGCCAAAUGCGUGAUCGACGGGCGGCACAAGUACGCCGUGUUUUCCGGCGGCUUCAACUGCUUCAUCUCAUUGGAGCAGGUCACCGUGCGCAACGCCGUCAACGGCGUGCACACCGGCGGGUGCGCCGUCACGGCGCGCCGAGUCACGUUCAUCAACAACGUCGCGCGCACUACCGGCGGUGGCGCCGUGGUCAAUUCCCGCGCCGCCUCCCCCACGUCCGGCGCGCUGCUCUUCACCUUCUGCGAGUUCAUCAACAACACCGCGGAGAGCGGCAACGGCGGCGCGAUCAACGUGGGGCAGGAGCCCGUGGGCGGCCCGCGCGUGCAGCUGGCGGGGUGCACGUUCCGCGGGAACCGCGCGGAGAAGGGCAAGGGCGGGGCGAUCUAUAGCGAGGAUAAUGUAUUUUACAUGAAUUCCGUCAAAUUCGAGAAGAACUAUGCUCUGGUGGGCGGCGGCGCCAUAGCAACGACGGCCAAGAGCCUCACUAUAGUCAAAUCCAUCCUUCUUCCCCCUCUACUGUCACCUUGUCUGCUGUCACAUGCAGUGGUGGGCGGCGGCGCCAUAGCAACGACGGCCAAGAGCAUCACUAUAGUCAAAUCCACUUUCUUUAGGAACGUCGCGGUUCAGCCGCCCACAGGCCGAAACAACGGCGCCGACAGCGGGGGAGGGGCCAUCCUAGUCUCCUCUCGAGAUACCACACUCUCCCUCUGCUCCACCUCCUUUGCUAGUAACCACAACAACAUGCGCUCCCAAGCCGGCGACAUUGCGGUUCGGCAGCUCGCGGCAGGCUCGGGAACAGGCUCGGUGAGCUUCUGCAGCAUGUCCGCGCCUGCGAAUGUGGAUCGCGCUCCGGGGCUGAAGAUCCGAGCCAACUGCAAGGGCUGCACGGGGUGCCUGGUCUACGUGCCUGGUCUACGUGACAACCUGCAGCACAUAACAGGAAUGGUGCGGCUGCCCUCCUACAAGCAGGGCCAGCAGCAGUGCCUUGCCACACAAGUGCAGCAAGCAGACUACUGCAACCUCUGGGCCUACAUUGCCAACAGCGCCUCUUCCUUCCCCUCCUGUUCCUGUCAUAAGUGCCUGGUCUACGAGACAACCUGCAGCACAUAA